UCUUAAGGCUUUUUGUCCUUGCCGUUCCAUGCUCAAAAGUGAGGACCUGAUUUCUCUCGUUUCUCUUUCUCUCUCAACAGAUCUCGAUCUCGCCGAGGAAGACGAAGAAGAAGAAGACCAAACCCAGAUCAACAGAACAAUGUCGUCUUCCUCAAAGAAACAAACCCUAUUCAUAUCAACACUCAUCAUCUCAUGGUACUCCUCCAACAUCGGCGUCCUCCUCCUCAACAAGUUCCUCCUCUCAAAUUACGGAUUCAAGUUCCCUAUCUUCCUCACAAUGUGUCACAUGUCCGCCUGCGCCAUCCUCAGCUACAUCUCCAUCGUCUUCCUCAAGCUCGUCCCUCUCCAACACCUCAAAUCUCGCUCCCAGUUCCUCAAGGUCGCCACUCUCAGCAUCGUCUUCUGUGCCUCCGUUGUCGGUGGUAACAUCUCCCUUCGUUACCUCCCUGUCUCUUUUAAUCAAGCCGUCGGUGCUACGACGCCGUUUUUCACAGCUUUGUUCGCUUAUCUUAUGACCCUUAAGAGAGAGGCUUGGGUUACCUAUGGGGCUCUCGUCCCUGUUGUUGCAGGUGUUGUCAUUGCUAGUGGGGGUGAGCCAGGGUUUCACUGGUUUGGUUUCAUUAUGUGCAUUAGUGCUACGGCGGCAAGAGCCUUUAAAUCUGUUCUUCAAGGCAUAUUACUUUCUUCAGAAGGGGAAAAAUUGAACUCGAUGAAUUUGAUGUUGUAUAUGUCUCCUAUAGCUGUGGUUGCUCUUCUUCCAGUGACGCUAGUUAUGGAACCAGACGUGAUUAGUUUGACCUUGACGCUUGCAAAGCAACAUCAGUACAUGUGGAUACUUCUUCUGGUUAACUCUGUGAUGGCUUAUUCAGCCAAUUUGUUGAAUUUUCUGGUUACAAAACACACAAGCGCCCUCACUCUCCAGGUUCUUGGGAAUGCUAAAGGAGCAGUUGCAGUGGUGAUAUCCAUCUUGAUCUUUCAAAACCCGGUUACGGUUAUGGGAAUUGGCGGGUACUCCAUAACGGUGCUUGGAGUGGUUGCUUACGGAGAGACAAAACGCAGAUUUAGAUGAACUUUUAUAUACAUUCAGCAACACAGCGCUUCACACUCCCUAUGUUUGGUUCUUCAUAUGUUUCAUCAAGACUCGUUAAUUAGUGAUUUUUAUUUUUUUUGUAACUAUUCUUCUUAAUAUAAGCACUAUAUUAGAAUAUAUGUAUCAGAGACUCUGUGAUGAGAAGCUAUUGUUGUUCGUCUUCACACAACCACCCCUGUCUUUUUCUUUAUUUAUUUUUCGAAAUUAUAUAAUAAGAAUCACUGAAUUCA
This is a messenger RNA of Eruca vesicaria subsp. sativa (arugula), 1320 nucleotides long. Lineage: Eukaryota; Viridiplantae; Streptophyta; Magnoliopsida; Brassicales; Brassicaceae. The record is from the annotation of a GenBank genome assembly.